This is a messenger RNA of Histoplasma capsulatum G186AR, 768 nucleotides long. RefSeq lists its product as uncharacterized. The transcript is spliced from 3 exons. The record is from RefSeq and is a predicted model, not a curated record. Bases 1 to 768 code for a protein of 255 amino acids. Lineage: Eukaryota; Fungi; Ascomycota; Eurotiomycetes; Onygenales; Ajellomycetaceae.
AUGGCAGCCGAUAACCUCCAAGAGCGGAAAUCGCAUCGAAUGAUGCUGCGAGCCAUCAAAGAAUCCCUUGAACAAUUAAAUAACCCUUGUAUCUCAGGUGCUGACCUUACGGAUUUGGGUAUACAGCAAUUUUUGAUGUCAAUGUCACUAGAAAACAGGCCGCUCUUCUUUAGGCCUUACAGCGCUCUGAUCCAGCCGCCGGAAAUUGAUACCCUCAUCAAUUAUUACCCUGAGUUUGAUGAGUCAUAUUUUCGAAAUGCGGAAAAUCUGAGCUGGUAUCUAAACCAAUACUUUCAGAACUGCAUCCUGCCAAACCACGAUCUGAAUCCCCCUGGUUCAUCCUAUGUUGAUUUCGGAAGCUUCAAAUUUGGGAAGUUGAUGGAUGUAUCCAAACAUCCCCGGUGGCAGGUGCAGGCAGCCUGGAAUAUAGCGCACGCGACGGUCCCCCAUAUGAAAGUCCUGAUGUACAGUGGAAUAAUUGGAAAUAGGGAUGAACUCUUUCGUGGAGAGCUACUAGCCAUUAUUGAUGUGAUGUGUCGGCGGCUAAACACGAAGUCGCUUCGCCCGCAUAUCAUUGCUCCUGUUUUGUUGUUUUCUGUGGUAGGAAUGCACCAUAUCCGGGUCCUGGAGGCAUAUUUCAAUGGCAAGGAGCUUGUGGUGCGUGCCACUGGACUGUAUGACUUGGAGCACCGGAAUCACAAACUUUUGAUUCAGCUAUCAAAGUGGUGGCUGGGCCAUGCAAGUGAUAGGUCGACGAAAGAGUAUUAA